Messenger RNA from Anastrepha obliqua, 1296 nucleotides. Its product is annotated as gustatory and pheromone receptor 32a-like. Gene Ontology annotation, cellular component: dendrite; neuronal cell body; axon. The record is from RefSeq and is a predicted model, not a curated record. Gene Ontology annotation, biological process: sensory perception of taste. NCBI's taxonomy places the organism in Eukaryota, Metazoa, Arthropoda, Insecta, Diptera, Tephritidae. Bases 1 to 1296 code for a protein of 431 amino acids. The transcript is spliced from 4 exons.
AUGCAAAACCGCAAUCGUAUUUUUUAUUCGAUAAGUGAAAACUUCAAAGAUUCAUCACAGCAACACACAAAUCCCAUACUUGCCUAUCUCAAGUGGCAUUUGUUGUUGCUGAAGUACAUCGGUGUGAUACCAUUUUAUACUACGCUCAACAUGCACGAGAUCGGUGCGCCCACUCGCCGUUGGCUGCUCAUUACCAGAGCCAUAGUUUGCAUUAAGGUUCUUUUGAAUCUCCUUCAUGUCUAUGCAAUAUUUUCGGCUUCAAUUCUGCAAAUGCUUUUCUUGAAAAGCAAAACGGAUGGCAUUAACAAUAUUCUCGAUGUGGCCUUUUGUAUGCUCAGCAACAUAACCAUUUCGUGGACGUGUGCUUGCAAUGCCACACAAAUAAUUGCAAUAAUCAAUCGGCUGCUGAAAGUUGAUGAACUUCUCAAACGAUAUCCAGAUUCACCUGCACAGAAGUCGUACAACAAAAAUUUGUACAACACUUAUUUAAUAUUGGCAUUCAGUUACAUCUUCGUUAUAAUGAUGGCAUACGUGAAGCGUACUGUGGAUGUGUUAUCCUUCUACUUUUGCCUGUACGUAGCCUUUUAUCAGUUGGAAAAUGCCGCCUCCUGCGCUUUUACCAUUUUCAUUUCGUCGCUGAUGCAUCUGCUGGCAGAACGUUUCCAAUACAUCAACCAGAUGUUGAGCCAAUAUGACAGCAAAAUUUUACAUAAAUCCGAAUAUUCUUCUACGAGCAUUAAAUUGGCUAUAAAUUCGAAAGGGGAGGGAAAUAUGCAGAGUGAGGCGAAUUUACGUUUGUUUGCGCAAAAUUCGAAAAUGAUUUAUAGUUUGCAUAAUGACUUGUUGGAUAUAUAUAAAAUGAUUAACAGUUAUGCCGGUCUGGGCUUGCUGGCAUUCCUACUGUACGCCUUCUAUGGAUUGCUGUCCUCCACUUACGGCUGCUUUUUGUACCAUUGGCAAAAUAAAUUUCAUUGGAAGUAUAUUCUAUUUACCGUAUCAUGGAUACCGCUUUAUACAGGAGUUUUGAUAUUGUUGACGAGCAACUGCGAAAUCGCUACAAAAGAGGCAAAUAAAACCGCACAAAUACUGUCACGUAUCUAUGGCAAAGGACAGGAAUAUCAGAGUGUUAUAGACAAGUUUUUGACAAAGAGCAUCAAGCAGGAGGUGCACUUCACUGCUUAUGGAUUUUUUACCAUCGAUAAAACAACGCUGUUCAAGAUUUUUUCAGCUGUCACUACUUAUCUGGUACUUUUGAUUCAAUUCAGGCAGUUGGAGGAAUCGAAGUCGAGCAAUUAA